This is a messenger RNA of Aspergillus tanneri, 1998 nucleotides long. RefSeq names its product potassium channel family protein (gene TOK1). The transcript has 3 exons. The record is from RefSeq and is a predicted model, not a curated record. NCBI's taxonomy places the organism in Eukaryota, Fungi, Ascomycota, Eurotiomycetes, Eurotiales, Aspergillaceae. The coding region runs from base 1 to 1998 and encodes 665 amino acids. Gene Ontology annotation, cellular component: membrane. Gene Ontology annotation, biological process: potassium ion transmembrane transport; stabilization of membrane potential. Gene Ontology annotation, molecular function: potassium ion leak channel activity.
AUGGACCGCAAUGAAGAAUUCCAAAAAGAAUCCCCCAAAGCAUAUAAAAUCUCCCUCUGGGAAAAACUUCAAGCGCAAUUCAAUCCCAGACCUCCUGACGAUGACGAACCCCAAGACUGGUGGUUCGCAUCAACCGCCAUUCCCUUGUUUGCGGCCACCACUGGUCCCUUUGCCAAUGUCAUGUCCGUCGUCGCCCUCGCGAUGCCGUGGAAAAGCGAACUCCAUCCGGACCAGCUGGAUGCCGACGGGAAUCCUCUGCAAGUGAUGUUGACGGAUCCUAGAUGGUGCAUCGGUCUCAAUGCCACCUCCCUCGCUUUUGGUCUGCUAGGAAACCUCUUCCUGUUGUUUAACUUCACCCGGAUCAUCCGGUAUAUCGUCGCCCUGCCCGCUUCCAUCAUUCUGUGGUCCCUGGCGACGGCGAUUUUGAUUGGAGCCACCAGCUCCGUCCAUAUCUACGCCGGCCCGAUCCCCCCAAACCAGACCUACUCGCAGGCAUACUGGUAUGCCGUCAUUGCGGCCGUGCUCUAUUUCAUCCUCACGGUCAUCCUCAUGAUCAACAUGGUGGGAUAUUUUCUGGGCCACUAUCCGCAAUAUUUUGCUCUCACCGAUGGACAACGCACCCUGAUCCUCCAGACCACCGCCCUCGGAAUCUGGUUGCUCGUGGGGGCCGCCGUUUUCCAGAAAGUCAUAGGCAUAUCCAUCGCAGAAGCCCUCUACUUCUGUGAUAUCACCAUUCUCACUAUUGGUUUUGGCGACGUGACGCCGAAGACCGCGGCCGGCAGGGGUCUAGUCUUCCCGUACGCCGUGGUUGGAAUUAUCAUCUUGGGUCUUGUAGUAGGGAGUAUUAGCAACAUCGUCCGAGACCUCCAAGACACUAAUGUAGUGCGAAAGCACAUCGAGCGACGGCGGGAAGCGACCAUCGAACACUCUCUCAUAGACGAAGACGCUCAAAAACGAUCCAACGCGACCCCCGACGCAUCCCAAAUCGCUUAUCGUCCCAAGCACACCAGGAAAAACCCCGUUAUCAGCAAAGUCACGGCGUUCUACCGGGGAUCGCUCGGUCGACCCAAGACCAUCGUCAUGAAGGAAGAAAAGGAUCGAUUCAACGCGAUGCGCGACAUCCAGUACGAAACGGCCCUCUUCAGUCGAUGGUAUCACCUUAUCCUCAGUCUAAUUGCUUUUGGACUUCUGUGGGCCUGUGGUGCGCUUGUUUUCUGGGCCAUGGAAAAAGAAAUCUCGUAUUUCGAAGCGUUAUAUUUUGGUUUCGUCUCCCUGUUGACCAUCGGAUACGGGGAUGUCGCUCCGACAACGAACGCCGCGAAACCUUUCUUCGUGGUCUGGUCGAUCAUCGCCAUUCCAACCAUGACUUCGCUGAUCUCCGAAAUGAGCAACACCAUCGUGUCAGUCUUCAAACACGGUACCAGUCAGGUCGCGGAUUGGACCGUCCUGCCGCAUUACGGGAAGUAUAAAGCCUUCUGGCGAAAGUUCCCCCCUAUCCACGCGUAUCUCGAGAAACGCGAGGAAAAUAAACGGAUUGCCCAAGGUUUCCCUGUCGGCCUUGAUAAUGGGGAAGAGGGCCCAGAUGGGGAGUCGGGACCCGCGCGAUCGAUCGAAGAAUUAACAAGUGAUCUACUCUCGUCGGACUUUGAGCUUGCGCAGCGUCUUGCAUUCGCGAUUCGCCGGACGGCCAGAGACGCAGUGAAUGGACAUCCGAAACGAUACAGCUACGAAGAAUGGGCGGAGUUUACUCGAAUGAUCCGAUUCACCAACCCGAGUCCCGAUGAUACGGUCCUCUAUGAAGAUGAAUACGGGAUCCUCAACUGGGACUGGAUCGGCGAGGAUAGUCCAAUGCUGGCGCCGCAGACGGAGCCCGAAUGGGUUCUUGAUCGUCUCUGUGAGAGUAUGAUUCGGUUUAUUUCCACGCAGGCACAGAGAAACCGGAGAACUACCGACGUAGAUGAGGAUGAGCCUACGAUAAGGAAAGAAAGGGAUAUAUAG